GGAAGCUGUGGUCGCCAAGGAACUGAAGGAAGUUCUUUAAGUUCCACAUCUGCCGUCCAAACUUUGAAGACGUGGUAUUUGCUCACUCGCUCGCUGCUGCGCGUUCACUACAACCUUUUCGUUUGUCACUUAUUAAAUAUUUUCUCCCUUCGAGGUCCAGUGGACAACAGAGACAGACCGUGCACGAUGUCUGUUGCUGGGUUUAGGAAGCAGUUUUACAAAGCCAGUCAGCUGGUGAGUGAGAAGGUCGGCGGUGCAGAGGGAACUAAGCUGGAUGAAGAUUUCAAGGACCUCGAAAGGAGAGCAGAUGUUACCAGCAAAGCAGUAGUUGAAGUCAUCAGCAAAACAACAGACUACCUCCAGCCUAACCCAGCCUACAGAGCUAAACUGUCUAUGCUCAACACGGUGUCCAAAAUCCGUGGGCAGGUGAAAAGUCCUGGCUACCCGCAGUCCGAGGGCUUGCUAGCAGAGUGCAUGAUGAAAUAUGGAGCGGACAUGGGCGAGCACAACAACUUUGGUGGCGCUCUCAUGGAAAUUGGAGAAUCGAUGAAGAAGUUGGCCGAUGUCAAGGACAGACUGGACAUUGAUGUAAAGCAGAAUUUUAUUGACCCGAUGCAAGGAGUCGCUGAGAAGGACAUCAAAGAUAUUCAGCACCAUCUGAAGAAGAUGGAAGGCCGCCGCCUGGACUAUGACUAUAAAAAGAAACGUCAGGGUAAAAUUCAAGACGAGGAGAUCAGGCAGUCCCUGGAGAAGUUCCAUGAGUCCAAAGACAUGGCUGAGAGUUCCAUGUACAACCUGCUGGAGACUGAUGUGGAACAGGUGAGCCAGCUGGCAUCUUUUGUGGAAUCCAUGCUGCAGUACCACAGAAGCGCCACAGAGAUUCUGGAGGAACUUUCUGCCGAUUUGACGAAAAGGGUGAACGAAUGUCAGUCGCAACCAAGGCGCGAGUACAGACCCAAACCCAGACAGAGCUUUGACUAUGGAGAGCCUGAGCAGUCCAAUGGAGGUUACUCACCCGCUGCAACAAGCCCUCCAGCUUACUCCCCAGCGGCCGAGCCAUGCUGUAAGGCGCUGUACGACUUUGACCCCGAGAAUGAGAACGAGCUGGGCUUCCGCGAGGGGGACACUAUCACCUUGGUCAGUUACAUUGACGAGAACUGGUUAGAGGGAAAGCUUCGUGGCAAGACAGGAUACUUCCCCAACAACUAUGUCGAAGUGAUUGUUCCACUGUCAGAAUGAACACAAUGCGGCAUGAUAAAAUGGGGAAUGUAAGCGGGAGGAUUGUGCACAAAGCAACAUGUUUGUGAGAAAAAUAAGCAUCUCAUGAGGGCUCAUUUUGCUAUCCUUCAUCAUUUGGUCAAAAAGCAUUGUGUAAUUUUUCACAGAUUUCAUUCAGUUUUUCAAAAGAAGGACCAAAGGCUUUUAAGUUAGAAAACUGUCAGUGUAAUGUUUGGGUGCAUUUACUGCACUCCCCAGUCUUCGACCUGUAAUGUACCUGUGCACUUUUUACACAAGUCUAUUAUCACUUGAGAGAAAUCUAUCAGGAAGCUUUCCCAACACUAAUAAGUGCACUCAUUUUAGUCAUAUAUUCACUAUGCAAUUAGAAUCCCUUUUUGUUAUUAUUGUACACUAAACACGUUUUCUUUUUAGUUUUUUUUCCCCUUCUCCCCUGCUGGAGUUGUUAUAAAGGUCAGCUCUCUUUUAGCCAAUCCAGUACUGCCACCUACUGUUGUUCACGUAGACUAACCCAGUGUUUCCCAACCAUUAUUGAGCCAUGACGUGCAAUAUCAAUGGCUGAAACGUAACAUCUCCGAUCUGAAAAAUGUCCUUUUUUGUUUUGGAAACUAAAAAAAUAUACUUGUUUUCUUGAAUAAUGCUAGUUGUAGAGAUCCUGUUUAUCAAGUCGAAAAUCCCACAGAUAGGGGGUUUUGCAUCUUGGCCAUUUAUAUCUCACGGCAUAUCACCAAACAAAAUGUCACAAAUGGUGUAUAUGUACACCUAAAUAAUAAUGGAGACACCGUUCUUGUUGGAGAAUAUUUAUUUUUUCUGCCUGUCACUAUAUUGCAGUGGCAUAGAAUGAUGAACAAAGAAACAUUGUUUUUAGUAAAUAAAUAAUUUCCCGUGGCACCGUGGUUGGGAAUCACUGGACUAAGCUACAGUUGAUGUCACUUUAUGGGAGCACUAAUGAUAUUUCUUGGAUGUAUAAUCCAAACAAAACUGAGCUUUUAUUUACCAAAAGAACACCUAACAGGUCAUGUUUAAUGCAUUUUAAAUGCACUAAUUGUACGAUUUGUCACAGCUCUAGCAUUGUUCUUUUGCACUCUACUUCCCCCCCAUAUUUAAGAUGAUACCUAACCGGUUCCGUUUAACACUAAUAAAAAGGAAGUGCAUCCAUCCAUUUUCUCUAACGCUUAUCCCCAAUAGGGUUGCGAGCGCUGCAAAAUUAAGUAAGAGUUUCGCUAUUUUUUUUGUCUAAUGUACCCCAACCAUGGAUAAUAUAUAGGUGGUGAAAGUGUAAAACCAAGGCCUUAAACAUCUUUGCUUCAUCUCCUUUACUCAGGCUUGAUUGAUGCUGCUGGCAGUGUCGCUUAUGUUUUUCAGGCGCCGAGCCAACUGUGUGUCAGUGAAUUGUUUGCCUGUGAUUUGUUUUUGUCAAGAUGCUGGACGAACCAUAACCUUUUUCUAUUUUAACCUUGAAUUGGAAGCAUGUAAAUUGCUCUGUGUAUUGUGUCAAACUGCACCAGACCUGACUGAUAAUGCAUAACCCAUCUAUUGUACAUGGAGUUGACCAACUUCAGCAAGCCCGAGACACAAUGCCUGUUUUCAUUUUGAAUUACAAGCAGGCUAUGAAUUGUGAUGGGCCGCUCAAUUCCCCAAAAUGCAGUAUUUCACCACCCCACUCGACUCUGCCGUCACUGUUUAAACCUUGAGUGGAAAAGACAGUUUUUUUCAGGAGGAAAGACACAGCAGUGGAUUAUGCACCCCCUCGUCUUUAUUCACCACCUGCCCCCAGUGACCCUGCCCCCAUCCCAAUCCCUUGGUGCCUUUUGGAGCUCUGGUUCAUCCCUGGAAUAAUCUUGUGGCUUUAUAUGCAUCUAAAUGUUAUGUUUGCAUUCCUCUUGAUGCCGUUCGUCUUAUUUAAGAGGGUUGUUGGCGGGUGAUGUCUGUGCAGAGGAAUAACUACAGUACAUGGUUCAGGUGUGUGUUUACAUGCCUCAUGACACUAAAUCAAAGCAAUUGUGGAGGGGGCUUAUCUUGGAUAAUAUUGAAGAUGAAUAAUGACUAGGAACAAAGGACUUCAACUUGUGGGCUUCUUUGUCGUGGUUUUAUAGAGGCUGCAACUGGCCUUUACUACAACACUAAAUUCCAAAAGUUAUUAAAUGUUGCACCAUUAAUGAAGGAUGUUUUUUUUUUUUAUUGUAUUUAUUGUUUUUAAAUAUAUAUCAUACUUUAUGUUCUGUGUCAAAAUAUAACCUCUUUGCAUGCGUCCUUAUUUCUAAUAUCUGUCUUAAACGUCUUUCGUUGACUGUGACGCAUUGGGAGACUAAAAGUGGGAUUAUCCUGGAUUAUUUUGAGGAUAUGUGGAUUACCUCUUUAUGAUGUUUAAUUUUUGUUAAUUUUAUGUAUUAUAUGUAAAAGGGGAUGGAUGCUGUCUUAUUUGCUUAUUCAAAUAAAUAUUGUCAUACUGAA
Phycodurus eques (leafy seadragon) is the source of this 3690-nucleotide messenger RNA. RefSeq names its product endophilin-A2-like. The transcript is spliced from 8 exons. Gene Ontology annotation, molecular function: protein binding. The record is from RefSeq and is a predicted model, not a curated record. NCBI's taxonomy places the organism in Eukaryota, Metazoa, Chordata, Actinopteri, Syngnathiformes, Syngnathidae. The coding region runs from base 187 to 1239 and encodes 350 amino acids. Gene Ontology annotation, biological process: synaptic vesicle uncoating. Gene Ontology annotation, cellular component: glutamatergic synapse; cytoplasm; presynapse.